Triticum turgidum subsp. durum (durum wheat) is the source of this 1014-nucleotide messenger RNA. The record is from the annotation of a GenBank genome assembly. Lineage: Eukaryota; Viridiplantae; Streptophyta; Magnoliopsida; Poales; Poaceae.
AUGGCCUCCUCAAGGUCUCUCAGCAGUCGCAUCGGCGCAAUGCUGGCCGGCGCGUUGCUCCUGCUGUUGUCUACGGCCUCCGCCGUGGCUCAGCUGGACGUGGGCUUCUACAGCAAGACGUGCCCGCACGUGGAGGAGAUCGUCCGGCAGGAGAUGCUCGGGAUCCUCAAGGAGGCGCCCACGCUCGCCGGACCCUUCCUCCGCCUCCACUUCCACGACUGCUUCGUCCGGGGAUGCGACGCCUCCGUGCUGAUCGACUCCACCGACGUCGCCAAUAGCCCAGCAGAGAAGGACGCGCCGCCCAACAAGAGCCUCCGCGGCUUCGGCGCCGUGCAGCGCGUCAAGGACAGGCUCCAGUCCGCCUGCCCUAACACGGUGUCCUGCGCCGACGUGCUCGCCCUCAUGGCCCGCGACGCCGUCGUGCUCGCAGGAGGCCCCACGUGGCCCGUCGCGCUCGGCCGGAGGGACGGCCGCGUGUCCAUCGCUAGCGAGACGAACCAGCUUCCCCCACCCACCUCCAACUUCACCCGCCUCUCCAAGAUGUUCGCCGCCAAGGGCCUCGACGCCAAGGAUAUCGUCGUGCUCUCCGGCGGCCACACGCUCGGCACCGCGCGCUGCGUCUCCUUCACGGACCGGCUGUACAACUUCUCCGGCGCCAAUAACCCCGCCGACGUCGACCCAGCACUGGACGGCGCAUACGUGGCCAGGCUGAGGUCCCAGUGCCGGAGCCUCGCCGACAACACCACGCUCGCGGAGAUGGACCCCGGCAGCUUCCUCACCUUCGACGCCGGCUACUACCGCCUCGUGGCAAAGCGCAGAGGAAUCCUACACUCCGACUCCGCGCUCCUGGAACACCCGACCACCAGGGCAUACGUCGAGCGCCAGGCCACCGGCCUCUUCGCCGCCGAGUUCUUCCGCGACUUCGCCGAGUCCAUGGUCAAGAUGGGCAACAUCGGCGUGCUCACCGGAGAACAGGGCGAGAUCAGGAACAAGUGCUACGCCGUCAACAAAUAA